Messenger RNA from Paralichthys olivaceus (Japanese flounder), 4849 nucleotides. RefSeq names its product RIMS binding protein 2a (gene rimbp2a). Gene Ontology annotation, biological process: neuromuscular synaptic transmission. Gene Ontology annotation, molecular function: protein binding. The record is from RefSeq and is a predicted model, not a curated record. NCBI's taxonomy places the organism in Eukaryota, Metazoa, Chordata, Actinopteri, Pleuronectiformes, Paralichthyidae.
CGCUAAUUGGAAACACCUGAGCAGCUUCCGGUGUGGCGCCACUUUAAGUUUUCUUUCGUCACUAAACAAGGUGACGUGGUUUAAUAUGACUCACUACGGACGUGAGUUUAUGUGAAUGGAUGUUAGGAGUCAUGGAGAAUGUCAUCACCGUCAAGAGGCCGCUUCUGUCCUCACGUGAUCUCAGGUUUAUUUUUAGGAUUACAGACGGAGACGUGGCUCCAGACUCUGCCAAAACUGGAAGGUGAGGAUGCUGCGGAACAGUGAUGAAGAGAGGAACUGACAGACAUCACUUCCAUGGGUGAUAAUGCGGGAUCACACGUCUGGUGCUAAUGUGGAGGAGCUGCUGAGACAGUCUCAGAUGGAGCUGCAGUGGAUCCAGAGACAGCUGGCCAUGAUCGCUGCCAGAAACAUACACCAUCAUCACCUGCACAGCAAGGCCAAGCUAAGGUAUGAGGUUUCAUCCCAGCAAGCUGCAGGCCAAUCGGUCCAAAGUGUGAACCGUUUCCGACUGCUGGAGGAAAGAAAUCGAGCUCUGAAGCUUGAAGUCACCACGCUUCGCCAAGAAAAACUGCAAUACAGGAAACUGAAAGCAAAGCUCCAUGCUGCCUUGCAGGAGAAAAAUCGUUUGAACCUUGAGCUUAUCAACAACCACCUGCAGGCAUCUAAGUAUGAACAGGUGCGAUCAGACUAUGACCAGCUGAGACAGACCUUUGCUGUAGUGAGCCAGGAGAGAGACGUGGCCCAGCAGCAGAGGAGCCAACUCCAAGGCAAAGUGGAGAACCUGGAACAGGUUCUAAAGCAUAUGCACGAGGCUGUCGAGCUGAAGCAGCAGCUGCAGAUAGAGCAUGAGCGAGCCUUGGUGGCCCUUCACACCAAGCAGAAGGAGAUCAAUCAACUGCAAACGGCUUGGGUGCAAGCUGACCAAGAGCAUGAGGAAGCAGUUCACCUGUUAGAGAACAAUAAGGACAGAAUGUUUCAGGUCAAGGUUCAUGACCUGGAGCAGAAAUGCAGGUCACAGAGUGAGCACUUCCACCAGCUGUCCAAAGAGCUGCUGAAUUUCAGUUUGCAACCAGAUACCGUGGACAUCCUUAAGAUUAAUCCCACCUCCACAUCCCAGAUCCAGAAGAAACUCCCACAGGUCAUCGUUGGAUUUGAAGAGCAACCAGAGACAGGCGAUGAGAACGCGACACACACACCGCUACUGAUCUCCCAGUUCUUAUCCUGCACAACGGAGACUGGAGACAAAGAACGACCAGAACUGCGGGCUAUCAAAUCUAGCACCGUGACGACGGACCGUCCCAGCAGCCCUCGACAGCUGACCCCAUCAGAGAUGGAGGAUGAGGCCACCCCAUCACCCAGGUCCAAGCCUCGCUACACAGGCCAGGUCCGCCUUUGCACUGCCCGCUACAGUUAUAAUCCUUAUGAUGGACCAAACGAGCAUCCCGAAGCAGAGCUCCCCCUUGUGGCUGGAAAGUAUCUGUACGUGUAUGGAAACAUGGACGAUGACGGCUUCUACCAAGGGGAGCUGCUGGAUGGCCAGCGUGGACUUGUCCCCUCCAACUUCGUGGAGUUUGUCCAGGACAAGGAAAAACCCUCUGGAGAGGGAGGGGAAAACCUGGGCCCACUGGACCAUGUUGGACCCCUGGCCUUGAUGGCAGUAGACGGAGGAGCCUCCCAGGACGGCCUCCUGGGCUCAGCUAAUGCCUUGGUUCCCUGUAGCAAUGGGACAGGGGGGCCAUUUGACCCGGAGGACCUGGCUGAAGAUGUUGUGCCUUAUCCCCGAAAGAUAACUUUGAUCAAGCAGCUGGCACGGAGCGUCAUUGUGGCCUGGGAGCCUCCACUAGUGCCUUUGGGCUGGGGGAACAUCUCUGGCUACAACGUGUUAGUAGACGGGGAACUCCGUGCCAGUGUACAGUACGGUGGCCGAACCAAGUGUUUGCUGGAGAAGCUCGACCUGGACGGUUGCGUCCAUCGGGUGUGUGUGCAGUGCGCCACUGACCGGGGCUUGUCAGAUGAGCUGCGGUGCACCUUGCUGGUGGGAGCCAACGUGGUCGUGGCGCCAUGUGGUCUACGGGUGGAUGACAUCCAGCGUGACACUGCCGAGCUAUCCUGGUUGCCUAGCAACAGUAACUAUGGCCACACUGUGUUCUUGGACGGGGCAGAGCACGCGGUGGUAAAGCCAGGAAGGUAUAGACUACGCUUCCUCAACCUGAAGCCCCUGACGGUGUACAAAGUCACGGUGUUGGCACAGCCGCACCAAGUGCCAUGGCAACUGCCGCUGGAACAGAGAGAGAGGAAAGAAGCUGGUGUGGAGUUCUGCACUCAGGCUGCAGGUCCAACACCAUAUUGCAGAACAGGCCCUCCCCAGCCUCCCCAUGAUGUCCGGGUGCUCUGUGGGCAGGCUCCGGGGGUCCUGCAGGUCUGCUGGAAGCCUCCCAUCCUCUCUCCCACAGGCACGUCGAAUGGGGCAAAUGUCAUCGGAUACGCAGUGUGCACUAAAGGACAGAGGAUAGCUGAGGUGUUGUUCCCAAUGGCAGACUAUGUCACUGUGGAGCUAACAAGGAUUCAGUGCCUGGAGGCCAGGGAAGUCAUCGUCAAGACGCUGUCAGUACAGGGAGAAUCCCAGGACUCACACGUCGCCGUCAUUCCAAACAACCUGCUUGUGCCUCUACCUCCGAUCCCCCUGCCACCGCCAAUGCACCCCCACGCAGGCCCCCCUCCCCACCACCAUGUUCAACCCCACCUCCAGUCCCCUCACCACCCUCACGCCGCGCCUCAACUUCCUGCUCCACCCCAGGCACACGGACAACCACUCCCACCUCAUGCCCAACACCCUCAACCCCAUCCCAGACUUCCUCAUCCAGGUGGACCUCCGCAACCCCAGCUCCGACUCCCACAUCCUCAGCCGCAGCCCCUACAUCUUCAGCCUCGCCCACCCCACCAAGGUCCCAGGCCCCAGCACCAACUGCCUCUGCUGCCCCACCACCAACCCCACCCUGUACCUCAGAGACCAGUAAGUGCCAGAGACCUGGAUGCCAAAGAGCAUGCUGCCCACCAUGGAGGAGCUAUCCCACCUGGUCAGCCUGGUUGGGAGCCCACACGCUCGCCUUCCUCCCAGCCUCCUGGGCCCAUGCAAGGCCACACCCUCGAGGCCCCUCCCCCUGGCAAUCCACGCUCCCCCUCCCCUCAGAGGAUUCUUCCGCAGCCCCGAGGCACGCUCAUCCCUGACACCGUGGCCAAAGCCAUCGCCCGGGAAGCGGCACAGAGGGUAGCAGCAGAAAGUGGCAAGGGUGACAGGAGGCCAGGCAGGUACGGAGAGCAGGGUCAUUCAUUUUACCAGCAUCACUCUGAUGAGGAAGAGGAGGAUGAGGAAGGGUUUGCGCGUGGCCGUCGGAGAGGACCCUCUGUUGAUGAGUUUCUCAGGGGCUCUGAGCUGGGGAGGCCGCCUAACUAUAGUCACAAUGAAGAUUAUCACAGCGAAAGCAGCCGGGGCUCUGACCUGUCUGACAUCAUGGAAGAGGAUGAGGAGGAGCUGUACUCUGAGAUGCAGCUGGAAGAGGGACGUCGACGCAACUCGCACAACACACCCAAGACAAACACCCCGGGUGGGGGCAGUCAUAACCGGGAGGCGGGGAGAAGAAUUCACCAUCAUGGCGGUCCUCAACCUCAGAGACGACCUCUAAUGGUCCCCUCCAUUGAGGUAACCUCUGAGAAUAACAGUGAGGGAAACCUCUCCCCCAUCACCGAGGAUGUUUACUAUGGCAAAGUAGCCCGCCACAGGACAUGGUCAUCCCGCAGGCACAUGGGCGGCACCAGGUCUCCCCAUGAUGGAUACAGAGAUCGCCGCUCUCCCACGUACUAUGACGAGUCAGAGACUGAGGAGUCGUUCCGGAUCUUUGUGGCCCUCUUUGACUACGAUCCUCUCUCCAUGUCACCUAAUCCCGACGCAGCUGAUGAGGAGCUGCCCUUCAAAGAGGGGCAGAUCAUUCGGGUGUAUGGUGAUAAAGACACAGACGGGUUCUACAGAGGAGAAGUGAGGGGCAGGAUGGGGCUGAUCCCCUGUAACAUGGUGUCGGAGAUACGAGCGGAGGACGAGGAAACCAUGGACCAGCUCAUCAAACAGGGUUUCCUGCCACUCAGCACCCCUGUGGACAGAAUAGAGCAGAACAGGAGAGGCCUCCGUCGAGAUCAGGCCUCGAGGAGGAUGGUGGCUCUGUACGACUACGACCCCCGAGAGAGCUCCCCUAAUGUUGAUGUCGAGGCUGAGCUGACCUUCUGUGCUGGCGACAUCAUCGCUGUGUUUGCCGACAUCGAUGAAGACGGGUUCUAUUACGGUGAGAUGAACGGCCACCGUGGUCUGGUUCCCUCUAACUUCCUGGAAGAAGUGCCUGAUGACGUGGAGGUGUAUCUGACCGAUACUCCGUCCCACUACCCCCAGGAAGAGCCUGCCAACCGGCCGCCCGCCAACUCUGCUGCCGCCAUCCCAGAGGGCAAACGGGUCACCACAGAAACCUCCGACACGGCCAACAACAACGGCGCCACGCCCGUCCGAGCGCCGUCCCCCAUCGUCCGCCCUCUCCUGCCGGGCACCAUGAGGCCCCUCAGCCCCAUGAGGGGCCCCCACGUCCCACUGGACCCCCGGGACCCUCAAGACAUGGCCAACAAGAAGAAGAAAGGACUACUUUCCAAGGGGAAGAAACUGCUGAAGAGACUCUCCCCUGUGAAAUAAAAAAACAAAGCAUAUAUGUAGAAUAUGUGCACAGGCCAGGCUCUGUAUCAUGCAUCCAUACAAUCAACAGAGAGGAUGCACACUGAGUCUGUUUAUUCAAAUAUAACCAGUGAUACAAUU